Messenger RNA from Encephalitozoon cuniculi GB-M1, 597 nucleotides. Its product is annotated as CCR4-NOT core ubiquitin-protein ligase subunit MOT2. The transcript has a single exon. The coding region runs from base 1 to 597 and encodes 198 amino acids. Gene Ontology annotation, cellular component: CCR4-NOT complex. Gene Ontology annotation, molecular function: RNA binding; ubiquitin-protein transferase activity; metal ion binding. Lineage: Eukaryota; Fungi; Microsporidia; Unikaryonidae. Gene Ontology annotation, biological process: protein ubiquitination. The record is from RefSeq and is marked provisional.
AUGCCUAAAGAAUCGAUGUUGAUAGCCUCUGGACAGGGAGGAGGAAAUUUUUCGAACAUAAGGGUGGUGCAAAAGAACCUUGUAUAUAUAAUAUGCAUACCGCAGAAGUAUGCAGACGAAGGUGUUCUGAGCAGGCACGAGUUUUUCGGGCAGUUUGGGGCAAUUAAGAAAAUAGUAGUCAAUAAACGGACGUCUUCGCUUGAGUCUACUGCCAGUGCCUACAUCACAUACAGCACGGACGAGGAAGCAAAGACCUGUAUCCAGGAGGUCGACGAGAGUCUCUUGGACGGAAAGGUUCUGAAAUGUACAUAUGGGACAACAAAGUACUGCACAUUCUAUCUAAGGAAUGCGGUGUGCCAGAACGGGGACUGCAUGUACUUACACGAGCACAGGCCCCAAAAGGACAUUCUGACAAAAGAUGAAAUGUGCAACUCAAAGCACAAGCUGCAUGGGUUUGAGGUUAGGAACAAAAACAAGAAGAGGAUAGGCAGAAGAUACGACUUCGACAUCCUUAAUGAGCUCUUCAAGCACAAGACGUCUCGAGUGUUCAAAGCCCCUGACAAAAUUCUUUUUGAGCCCCUAGACUUCACAAACUGA